AUGUGGAGCUCUAGACGCAACAAGAAAGCCUCCGCCGAAAGAACCCGCAUUUUCGCCCGAAUUGUGGAACGGGUAAUUCGAGGAACGGGUGUUUUAGGGCGACGAAAGCGAUUGCACGAUGCAAACAAUUGUAAGAUGGGAAGAAGCCAUAAAAAAUCGAUGGAAAAUAUUAGCCAAUUACCCAAGUGGAAGCAGCAUGCACGGGGCCAUUAG
This is a messenger RNA of Morchella importuna, 213 nucleotides long. RefSeq lists its product as uncharacterized. Lineage: Eukaryota; Fungi; Ascomycota; Pezizomycetes; Pezizales; Morchellaceae. The transcript is spliced from 3 exons. The record is from RefSeq and is a predicted model, not a curated record. The coding region runs from base 1 to 213 and encodes 70 amino acids.